Messenger RNA from Acomys russatus (golden spiny mouse), 1751 nucleotides. RefSeq names its product interferon-induced protein 75-like. Bases 86 to 1444 code for a protein of 452 amino acids. Gene Ontology annotation, molecular function: DNA binding; DNA-binding transcription factor activity, RNA polymerase II-specific. NCBI's taxonomy places the organism in Eukaryota, Metazoa, Chordata, Mammalia, Rodentia, Muridae. The transcript has 12 exons. The record is from RefSeq and is a predicted model, not a curated record. Gene Ontology annotation, cellular component: nucleus. Gene Ontology annotation, biological process: regulation of transcription by RNA polymerase II.
GGCUUUUAUCCAGCUGGGUCCAAGAUCUCCUUAAGGAAUCUCCGGGGAACCUGAGAGAGAGACUGGUGGCAGCCAGGCAGCCAGGAUGUUCACUGUGACCAGGGCCUUGGAAGAGGCCCUCCUCCAGCACUUCAGAUACACGAAACUGGACAUCGCCUAUGCCAUCAACAAGCCGUUCCCCUUCUUCGAAGCUCUCCGAGACAACUCCUUCACCACUGAGAACAUGUACAAGGAAUCUCUAAAAGCCUGUCAAAAUAUGGUCCCUCUGUCCAAAGUGGUGCACAAGGUUCUCACCAAUCUGGAGAAGACUUUUCACAUGUCACUGCUGCAGACAUUGUUCAGCCGUGUCAACCUACGUGAAUACCCCAGCAUGGAAGCAAUUUUCAGAAGCUUCAAAAAUGUUGCUGCUGCCUAUGAAAGGAGGAACACAACCACACAGACCCUAGUUGAAGUCCCAAGCGACCCAGCAGAAGGGUGCUCCCUCCAGGCUCUGCCACCCCUGCCGCCACCCCAGCUACCUCCACCAGGUCACCUGUCCUCUGCAACAAGAGCCUGCAACCCCAGAGCAUCCUCACAGCAAAUCACUGAGACCCUGGAUGAGAAGCACAGCCUUUCUCACCCAGCAGUACCACUCCCUGGCUUCAUUCAGGAAGAAAAAACCACUCCAGUGUCCUCCAGGCAUCACCAGAGAAAAGAUAAGGAAGACUCUCGGGAGACACCCCCCAGUCCCUCAGGCCCUGUGUCAGUGGUAAAAGAUGACUCUCUAUCAGCAAAUGACCUGGAAGUGCCCCAGGAAGCAGCCAGCACUCCUGCAAACAUGAAAGCCAAAAAUAAAAGAAAAAACAUCUGGUCAACUCCCAAAAGACAGAAGAAAAAAAGACCCCCAGAAGGUAAGAUGAGGGGGGUGGCCUCACCUGGACAUAGAGUCCAAAAGAAGCUCAAAGUGUUGGUUCAGAAGACUCUGAGGAAGAAUGACUCAACCAGGAACUUGAAGGAGGUGACCAGUACUCGGAAAGCAAGGAGGAAAUGUGCCCAGACACCCAGAUCACAGGAGCUCAGCAAUGAGGCUUCAAAGACAAACAGUAGAAGGAGGCCUCAGAAGAGGCACAGCAUACCACCAAGAACCAGACACAAAAAGCCCAAGGAUGACACUGCAGAUUUUCUCUCUCCUGCGCUUCCUGUGACCUGUGGUAAGGCCAAAGGGAUUUUGUUCAAGGAGAAACUGAAACAAGGAUCCUCGGAAAAGUGCAUUCAGAAUGAGGCAGGAGCUUGGCUCACUCCAAAGGAGUUUUUAAUGCAAGGAGAAAGGAGCAAGUCAAAAGACUGGAAGAAGGCUAUACAUUGCAAGGCAAAGACGUUACGAUUCCUGGAGGAGAAAGGACUUUUGCCCUGUACCUUCAAGAAUAAACCUCAAAACAAGGGUGACCAGUGGAUGAACUCCUGACCCAUGCUCAGCUGCUGUGUUGCAGGCUCUCCGUGUCUAAACUUUGCCUUUGAGCCCCUGGGUGUCCCAGCUCUGAGACCCUUCCUGUUUGAGCAAGGCAACUCAUCACACCUGGUCCAGCACUGGGGUACAUGCUUGCACUGAUGCCUUUGUUCACAGAUGAUUUGCCGUGGAAAAGUGCAUGCAUCCUGGAAAGUAAAGACAAAGCUGUUGCUGUCUGUGUGCCUUAGAAAAAGAUGUUGGUAUUAGAAUGAGUACAAACUAGAGGUGUCAGAAGGAGGCGGCUUUAGUGCAAGAAGCAAACAUG